AUGGCCGGAAAGGGUGAGGGCCCUGCGAUUGGCAUCGAUCUCGGCACGACCUACUCGUGCGUCGGGGUGUGGCAGCACGAUAGAGUUGAGAUUAUUGCAAAUGACCAGGGGAACCGGACGACCCCCUCCUAUGUGGGCUUCACCGACACAGAGCGCCUCAUAGGCGAUGCCGCGAAGAAUCAGGUGGCUAUGAACCCGAUCAACACCGUUUUCGGUAAGUUCUUUUUCUCAUCUCGAUCCUCUGUCUAGUGAUGAACUCUUGUGCUCGCUUUCAGUAUAUCUUAAUUCAAAACCUUGUAUCGGUUAGAUGUUAAACUUUUUUCAUUGUUACGAGCAUGUGCCCAUCGACUCUGAAAGCAGUUUUCAUAAUUCCCCUCCUCGAAUUUCUUGUGGGUUCCUCUGUGGCGGUGUCUUGUAUGCCAUCUCCCCUAUGUUGUUUUAUUACCGGCUAGUGAGAAGCUUUCGCGAGAAUUAACCGGAUGCGUAUAUAUUCUUCUGAUGUAACACGAGUGUUUAUAUUCUUAUGAUUACACACGGUCCACCCGUGGUAAGGUUGGCUCCUCGCAAUCAAUUACAGUAGCGAGGAUAGGUUGGUGCCGUCUUGCUGUAUUACCCGGAAUCUACACAGUGGAUUUACCAAGGUUGCCUUCAGAUUAUUCUAAUAACCUCAGUUGAAAACUGUGGAAAAUAUACAUUCACACAGCUGAACAUCUACUAUCUGUAUUGUUUUUAAACUAAUACUUUGUGAAGUAUUUCUAGUCAGUAGCAAUAAGUUCGCUUGGUUGCCGCUUGGUUACCGUAGAUCCUUUUUAGUUCUCCUGUUUUUUUUAGGAACGCCGUAUUUUGUUCUGCCUCCCCGUCGAUCUGGAGGACCCGGAAGGGGUUUUAUCUCGUUCCAUGUAUUCGACGCAGUGAGAUGUGGAACUCCAAUUGGCGUCAUCGUUCUCUGUUGAAAUUAACCAUAUAAUAAUUGUAGACCGUUCAUAUACUUCAGUUGUUCUUCACUACUUCUCUUAUGUAAUAUUCAUCUGCUCAUUCGGUUCUAUUUUUUCCCAGAUGCAAAGCGUUUGAUCGGUAGGAGAUUCUCUGAUUCCUCUGUCCAAGGAGAUAUCAAACUAUGGCCCUUCAAGGUCAUCGCUGGGCCUGGGGACAAGCCCAUGAUUUCUGUUCACUAUAAGGGUGAGGAAAAGCAAUUUGCUGCUGAGGAGAUCUCUUCCAUGGUUCUGAUUAAAAUGCGUGAGGUCGCUGAGGCCUACUUGGGCACUGCCGUCAAGAACGCGGUUGUUACUGUACCUGCUUACUUCAAUGACUCCCAGCGCCAGGCUACAAAGGAUGCUGGCGUGAUUGCUGGUCUUAACGUUAUGAGAAUCAUCAAUGAGCCCACGGCUGCCGCAAUUGCUUAUGGGUUGGACAAGAAGGCCGGGAAUACAGGGGAGAAGAACGUCCUCAUCUUUGACCUGGGUGGUGGCACAUUUGACGUCUCCCUCCUCACCAUCGAAGAGGGCAUCUUCGAGGUCAAGGCGACGGCCGGGGACACCCACUUGGGCGGGGAAGACUUUGACAACAGGAUGGUCAACCACUUCGUCCAGGAAUUCAAGAGGAAGCACAAGAAGGACAUCAGCGGGAACCCCAGGGCCCUCAGGAGACUGCGGACAGCAUGCGAGAGGGCGAAGCGAACCCUCUCUUCCACCGCCCAGACCACCAUCGAGAUCGAUUCCCUGUUCGAGGGUAUCGAUUUCUACACCUCAAUCACCCGCGCUAGAUUCGAAGAGCUGAACAUGGAUCUGUUCAGGAAGUGCAUGGAGCCUGUGGAGAAGUGCCUGAGGGACGCCAAGAUGGACAAGAGCACCGUCCACGACGUGGUCCUCGUGGGCGGUUCCACUAGGAUCCCUAAGGUCCAGCAGCUUCUCCAAGACUUCUUCAACGGGAAGGAACUCUGCAAGAGCAUCAAUCCCGACGAGGCCGUCGCGUACGGAGCAGCCGUCCAGGCCGCCAUCUUGAGCGGCGAAGGGAACGAGAAGGUGCAGGAUCUGCUGCUGCUCGACGUGAGCCCUCUGUCCCUCGGCCUGGAGACGGCCGGAGGAGUGAUGACCGUUCUGAUCCCGAGGAACACCACCAUCCCCACCAAGAAGGAGCAGGUCUUCUCCACAUACUCCGACAACCAGCCGGGCGUCCUGAUCCAGGUCUACGAGGGGGAGAGGACGAGGACGAGGGACAACAACCUCCUGGGCAAGUUCGAGCUCUCCGGCAUUCCCCCGGCGCCGAGGGGCGUCCCCCAGAUCACCGUCUGCUUCGACAUGGACGCCAACGGCAUCCUGAACGUCUCCGCCGAGGACAAGACAACCGGGCAGAAGAACAAGAUCACCAUCACGAACGACAAGGGGCGGCUGAGCAAGGAGGAGAUCGAGAAGAUGGUCCAGGAGGCGGAGAAGUACAAGUCCGAGGACGAGGAGCACAAGAAAAAGAUAGAGGCCAAGAACUCCCUCGAGAACUACGCCUACAACAUGAGGAACACCAUCCAGGACGAGAAGAUCGCCUCUAAGCUCGCCCCCGCCGACAAGAAGAAAAUCGAGGACGCCAUCAACGGGGCCAUCACCUGGCUAGACAGCAACCAGUUGGCCGAGGCCGACGAAUUCGAGGACAAGAUGAAGGAGCUCGAGGGCAUCUGCAACCCGAUCAUCGCCCAGAUGUACCAGGGCUCCGGCGCAGGCAUGCCCGGCGCCAUGGACGAGGACGACCCCGCUCCUCGAGGCACCUCCGCCGGCGCCGGCCCUAAGAUCGAGGAGGUCGACUAG
Spirodela intermedia is the source of this 2795-nucleotide messenger RNA. NCBI's taxonomy places the organism in Eukaryota, Viridiplantae, Streptophyta, Magnoliopsida, Alismatales, Araceae. The record is from the annotation of a GenBank genome assembly.